Messenger RNA from Penicillium vulpinum, 1566 nucleotides. RefSeq names its product putative FAD binding monooxygenase. Lineage: Eukaryota; Fungi; Ascomycota; Eurotiomycetes; Eurotiales; Aspergillaceae. Gene Ontology annotation, molecular function: FAD binding. The transcript has a single exon. The record is from RefSeq and is a predicted model, not a curated record. Bases 1 to 1566 code for a protein of 521 amino acids.
AUGAAACCUAAAACGGAUGUCCUCAUUGUCGGCGCAGGCCCAACUGGCCUCGUCCUUGCCCUGUGGCUUCAACAUCAAGGCGUCAACGUCCACAUUUUUGACCAGGCAGAGGGCCCGGCGAAAGACUCCCGAGCGAUAGUUGUUCAUGCCCGUAUAGUCGAGCUGUAUCGGCAGCUUGGGUUAGCUGAUGCUUUGCUAGAACUCGGGUACCAGCUGCCUGCGACAAAUCUUUGGAUUCACACACAGCACAAAGCACGCGUUGCACUACGAGACUUCGGCCGCGCGCUGACUCCGUAUCCGUUUAUUCUAAGCAUACCACAAGACGACCACGAAAGAAUGCUAGAAAAGCGACUAAAUGACGUCGGCAUCCAUGUGGAACGAGGGUCCAAGUUGCAAGGCUUUGUGGACCAUGGAUCAAGCAUCACUGCUACCCUGUUCCGCGAGAUUGAUGGGACCUCGACCACACAUGAGGCGUCGUACAUCGUUGGCUGUGAUGGAGUACAUUCGGCUGUUCGCCAUGGGAUUGGUGCCAGAUACGAGGGCGAAACAUACAAGCCGCUCUUCUACAUCGCCGACAUUGAUGGCAAAAGCGACAAGCUCUUCAACGGUGAGGGAAACCUGGUGUUCACGAACGAUACUUUCAACCUGGUAGUCCCCUACAAUAAAGAAGGGCAUGCGCGAUUGGUUGGUAUUAUCACCCCAGAUAAGGGUGACGAUGGCAACAGUGAAUCGUCAGAGCAUAAGCCCCAGAUCACAUUCGAGCACAUUCGACCUAGAAUUAUGCAAGCGAUGGAUAUCGACAUCAAAAAGGUCAACUGGUUCUCCACUUACCGUAGUCACCACCGUGUGGCCGAUAAAUUCCGCAGCAAUCGAGUGUUUCUUGUUGGGGAUGCGGCUCACAUCCACAGCCCAGUGGGUGGGCAGGGAAUGAAUACCGGAAUUAUGGAUUCGAUCAAUUUAGCGUGGAAGCUGGCAACGGUCAUCAAACAGACAAACAUGACGGAAGAAGCAAAACACCGACUGUUGGAAUCAUAUGAGUCGGAACGCCGCUCAUUCGCUAUGAUGAUAGUCAAGUCCACCGACACAGGAUUUACGACAUUGACAUCGAAUGGAUUCUUCCCAUACAUUCUUCGAAACUGGCUGAUUCCAUACCUUGUGCCCGUCUUUUUGAAAUUCGAUUUCGCCCGGACUAGAAUAUUCCGGGGUGCUUCUCAGCUCAUUUGUAACUACAGGGGUAGCAGUCUUUCCCAGACUGGCAAAGGGACCGUGCAGGCUGGCGAUCGUCUGCCAUGGGUUGAAAUCAAUCAGGUGGACAAUUUUUCGACCCUGACAGACAUUUGUUGGCAACUCCAUAUCUAUGGGGAAUCCCAAUCGCAAUUUGAAGAGUGGGCCCAAAACAUGGGUGUCAAGGUUUUUGUCUUCCAGUGGCACGAGAAAUACAACACCGCCGGAUUGGUCAAGGAUGUCGUUUAUUUGCUACGACCUGAUCAAUAUAUUGCAGGCAUUUUCGAGGGACCUUCUAGUGAGGGGUUGGACGAAUACUUCGGUUCUCGGGGUUUGAUCUAA